Messenger RNA from Stereum hirsutum FP-91666 SS1, 915 nucleotides. RefSeq lists its product as uncharacterized. The record is from RefSeq and is a predicted model, not a curated record. The coding region runs from base 1 to 915 and encodes 304 amino acids. The transcript is spliced from 3 exons. NCBI's taxonomy places the organism in Eukaryota, Fungi, Basidiomycota, Agaricomycetes, Russulales, Stereaceae.
AUGACGGAGGGGCGGGAUGGAUUCGUGCUUGUGCUUGUGGAGGUGGAGGAGGUGUUGGAUUCGACGGGGCGGGUUUUGGCGGAGGUGGAUGGGGUGGAGGUUGGUUGGUCGGUGGAGGUGGUGGAGGUGGAGGUGGAGGUUGGUGGGUCGGAGGUGCUGGUGGAAGGAACAUCGGAGGAGGUCGAAGGAACAUCGGAGGUAGAGGAAGGAACAUCGGAGGUGGAAGUCGGCUGCUCGGAAGAUGUGGAGGACACGACCGAGGUGGAAGGGGCGUCUGUAGAAGUCAGGGCAGCAGAGGAAGACGAGGCACCACCGGUAGAGGUAGAGGUCAGGGCAGCAGAAGACGAAGAAGCAGAAGAUGGAUCGGUAGAGGUCGUGGUAGAAGUGACGUCAGAAGAAGAGGCACCAGUACUAGUACUGGUUGUGGUUGGGAAAGCGGUGCUGGACACGGGCGUGGUGGUGGAUGGAGAGGUAGAGGUGACGUCAGAAGAGGAGGCGCUGGGGGUGGUCGAGGAGGCGGUGAUGUCGGAAGAGGUGGUGGCGACGGAGGAUGAAGGGGUGAGAGAAGACGGGAUGAUUGAGGUAAGGAUGCCGGUGGAUGAUGUCACAGCAGAAGUCGUGGAUGAAGGGUCGGCGGAUGUGAGCGCGGACGAAGAAGACAUGGAGGAACUAGCAGGAGACGAGGUAAGUACGGUAGAGGAAGCAGAAGGGGAUGAAAUUGUCAGUAAGGAGGAAAGAGGUGUAGAAGAAACGGCAAGAGAGGAGAAAGAGAGCGAAGCUGAAGUGGACUGUGUGGCGGAGUCGGAUGAGGUAGGGAGGAGGACGAAAGAGGAGGAGGAUGUAUCAGAUGUGGAUGUGGACAGGAGCGAUAAGGACGAGGAAGUAGGUUCAGUUGAAGAGGAAGAACUAGACUGA